AUUGGCUUUGGGCAAAAGGCAGUGCCGAUAAAUUGACUCCACUCCCCAUUCCCAUUGUCAGUGACGGUGAUGCCUCAUAGCUGCUCCUGAGCCCAACGUAAUUCGGGGUAAUAACGUCUAUAUACUAAGACACCUGUCCCAGCCGGACCCAACUCUGCUCUGCUCUUUUUGCAUUUAAAUACCAACCAACCAUUCCAUAAUAACCCUCCAACCAUUUCCCACAUUCUGGUAGCUUCGCGAAGCCCAACCAAAGCCGACGUUUACGCUUCAACUCUCUUGAGAAACGAUAAACCAGCAACAACCACCACCUUUGCCCACACAAAACAACAAGAAAAAAAAACCCCCCCAACCGCAAAAAUGGCCUUCGGACUCAUAACAAUCCUCCACAUCGUGGCGAUCGUCUUCGCGUUAAUCGAGCUGGGCCUGACCGCCUACGCCGUGAGCGUCUUCUACAACCGCUGGGGCCCCUACGUGGUGAGCCGGUCGCCCGACUCGCUCAACUUCAUGGUCUUCAACUCGGUCUGGUCGCUUCUCGUGCUCGCAUACCUGGGCCUGACGCCCAAGUACGCCGCCCGCCUGUUCCACAAGCUCGUCGCCCUGGGGCUGCUCGCCCUCACCACCAUCUUUUGGUUCGCCGGCUCCAUCGCCCUGGCCGCCUACCUCGGCGGGCCAUGGAACUGCGGCAGGGACACGCUCUGCGGAUCGACCUCGGCCGCUGUGGCUUUUGGCUUCUUUUUGUGGGCCAUCUUUACCGUCCUGCUCGUGCUGGAAGGUCUGGAGUGGAACCGCUCCCGCAACAGCGUCGCCUCCAACCCGCACAAGCCCCACGCUAGCACUACGCCUUACAACGGCGCCUAAAUAACGACCCUGUUUUACCCGAAAUUUCCUACCUUUAAUGAUAAUUAUGUGCAAAUGCACAUGAUAAUCCAAGACGGCGGGAUAACACCCUAUGAAAAGAGAAUGACACGAGGUGGUUCGAUUAUGAUGACAGACAAUUUGUCACGCUAUGACAUUUUGUCCAUGUUUGUUUUCUUGCUUGGUCUCAAUCGUGACCAAAUUGUUUUGCUCUUUCAAGUUGGAAAUACCCCCUUCCUUUAUAUUUUGACUCCGUUGUCAGCAUCGGCUUGGGUCUGGUGGAGACAGGUUUGGCGUCUAUGGUUCUUUCAGGUUAAUCUCUCAAUCCUAAGUAUAAUGAAGCAUCAAAUCGCAUAAAAUGAAGAAUCUGAACGGUUGUUAUCAUUGCGAGCGUCAAGCCACUCAUAUAUCUGCUUGAAAACCCCCACACCUUGUGAAUGUAUAUAUUCGACUCAUCAGGGUCGG
Molecule: messenger RNA, 1320 nt
Organism: Pyricularia oryzae 70-15
Lineage: Eukaryota; Fungi; Ascomycota; Sordariomycetes; Magnaporthales; Pyriculariaceae
Exons: 2
Coding region: 358-858 (166 amino acids)
Cellular component (GO): membrane
Source: RefSeq, a predicted model, not a curated record